AUGGCCAAUUUUGUCCUCCUAGCUGCAUCGCUCCUUCUCACCUCAUGUUCCGCGCGAGAAUCGAAUGACACAUCGACGGAAAGAUGUCAAGGCCCCAUUGACAGUAUCGCCAAGGGUAACCAGUACUUCAACUCGACCGGAACAGCCCGCCUACCCUCAAACCAACUACACGAUGACGACUGGUACGUCAGCGUCACCAUCACCGAUAGACGCGAUCCGAAUCACAUCUACGGGACCGAAAUGCCCUGGCAAGAGAGGGAAGCGUUUAUAAGUGUUCCUGAUUCGCUGGUUGGGAGUCAAGAUGGCAAUCAGACGGAGUACUGCGUCUACGAGCUCCCGGGGCAAGACGCCUCUUCGCAGCAGGAAGCUGGAGAUUGCAGCGGCGUGCUGAGCGACGACUGCAUUGACGCCUUGAUGAAGAAUACGCCGGUCAUAGCGGAUGGCCAAUGUUAUAAGCCAGAGAAUGUCGAAGACGCCUGUGGGAUGGUUGCAUCGCAGCCAGUUGGCACACCAUCGAACUUCAACAGUACCGAGUGUAGUUUGUCCGAGAUGCCGCAUGUCGAACUACCGGACAAUUAUCGCACCUACUACGCCCACUACGUGCCUGUAUUUGAAGGCGGGGGUGGUUAUGAGAAUUUCGACCUUUACGAUAGGCACGUUCGCGAAGCAGUGCCCAUGGUCUUCACCAUCAAGUCUCCAGGUGGCACCAUCGCCCACAAGGCCGUUUGUGUAGCACCAAACAAUGUCGUUGACGGUAGCCGUGUUCCAGAUUCUGCUGCUGCUCAGUUGUCCUCCGGGGCUUCACUGGUAGCAGCCCUUAUUGUUAUGGCUUUUGUAUCUGUUCUCUCCAUAGCCUGA
Molecule: messenger RNA, 858 nt
Organism: Alternaria infectoria
Lineage: Eukaryota; Fungi; Ascomycota; Dothideomycetes; Pleosporales; Pleosporaceae
Exons: 2
Coding region: 1-858 (285 amino acids)
Source: RefSeq, a predicted model, not a curated record